Messenger RNA from Protopterus annectens (West African lungfish), 3805 nucleotides. RefSeq lists its product as uncharacterized. Gene Ontology annotation, molecular function: DNA binding. The coding region runs from base 209 to 1642 and encodes 477 amino acids. NCBI's taxonomy places the organism in Eukaryota, Metazoa, Chordata, Ceratodontiformes, Protopteridae. The record is from RefSeq and is a predicted model, not a curated record. The transcript is spliced from 9 exons. Gene Ontology annotation, biological process: regulation of DNA-templated transcription.
UUUUUUCCCCAAAGGUAGUUGAAAGAGGCGCACAGAGCUGAUCUCAGCUGAGGAGCUUCAGACAAGGAUGCUCUUUUCUUGUGAAUAUUGAUUACGUUUGAGUCCCUAGCACUGGAAAUCAGAGCACAACAUUUACAUAUCAGUUUUCUAAAUACUGUAAUCAUUUGGGACUGAAAGAAGGUGGUGCUGCAAACUGAAAACAGGGAUCAUGAAUCUGGAGAUGCCAGACACAUUUGAUGAUGUGGCCAUCACCUUUUCUGAAGAUGAGUGGAAAACAUUAGAUCAACAGGAGAAAGAGUUGCACAGGGAAGUGAUGGUUGAGAACUAUGAAACCAUGGUUUCAGUAGGAUACAGUAUACCGCUGGGACACUUGUUAUCCCUGAUAGAGAAGGAUGAGGAAUUGCCCAUGUGUGAUAUGAAAGAAGACACUGAGCAGUACAAGAGUAAUUAUGAUGAGCACUCCAGAAAAACAUUCUGUAUUGUAUCUUUCUUAAAGGACAAAGUAGAGGCUGUCCGAUCCCUUGCAGAGCUGCUAAAAAUAGAUGGCAGUACAUUUGAAGAGUCAGAAGAGCUUGCCAUUGGACAAGUAGUUCUAGCAUCAUAUGGGAACAAAACCUAUACUGCAGAAGUCGUGAAAUGCUCAGACAGUGCAGCAGCUUUGCAGACUGAACUCAUAUGCCGAGAAAAAACAAAGAUAUUGGAAACAAGGAAAGCAACAGAGGCAAGAACAAUGACUGAGAGGGCAUUUCCAAAACACAGUGCUGAUCAGGCCAUAGCAGAUGCCAAGAAAAAGUGGAUGCAAAAGAUUGGACUGCUGGAAAUACAGGUAAUGAAAAUUACAGAGGAUCAGCAGUUGGAGCCCGUAGAAAAUGACUUCCAGUUUGUAGACCAGUCUGACAAUGGGAUACAGUAUGGUUACCAAGACUUGUCUCAUUUGCAGUGUUAUUCCAAAUCAGAAAUAAGUUUAGCCUCACAGACCCUGAACAAUGCGUAUUACUGCAUGAACAAUGGUCUUCCAUUAACUAGCAGGAUAUUCCAAAGAAGGAGAAAUUUUAUUGACCUUCCUGGUUCACUUUGCCGUAACUGCAUCUUGCUGGAAAAUAAAAUUAGAAGACUGGAGGACGAACUUUCCACUCUUGGAAAACACAAUGAAGAUCUUGCAAGGCACCUAUUCAUGGUCUCAUCUAGGGAAAACAUAGAUCAGCUUCCAGCUUCAGUAUCUUACUCAAGGCCAAGAAGCGGCAAAGUCAGUGAAGAAGAUGCACAGAAAUUCAAUAUGAUUCCCAUUGCACCAAAUAUAUACAUUCACACAGACCAUGCCAUCGAAGCUCUGCAGAAACGGGCAAAUGGUGACAGUAUGGUGCGUGUGAUGCUAAGAUGCCUCUUCUCUAAAGAUCAGCUUCAGAAUGCCACGCUGGUACCUGAUGGGAAGGGACAAACCUUAGACCCUGAUAUCAUUCAAGCAAUAAUAGGUUGGGUAAUGGAGAAGAAGACCGAUGAUACUACAUCUCGAUCUAAACUGCGCCAGACUAUUAAUAGGACUCUGACAAAUUACCGAAACAAGGCAAAACGAAGACUAGCACAAUCUGUUCUAGGUACAUUAAGAGGGCGAACAAAAUCAAAGUUUACUCACUGCAGCUGAAGGCAUCUCAGCAAGCUACUAAUAUUAUCAGCCAGGAGAAACAGAAGAAUAGGCAGCUUAAGCUCCAAUAAUCCACAACACUUUGAGCCUACAAAGCUCUUCAAGAAGGCAGCACUGUUCAGAUCUUCAAGGGUUUCACCUUACAGAGCGCCACAACUGUGGAAAGAGACAUUCACACACUGUUGACUAAUUGCUAUCACUGACGUACAUCGGCUUAACCUUUCUAAACUGUGUAGAUUUCUGGCUUAUUAGCCCUACAGCUGUUACACAUGGAAAAGCCUUUACAGUAUUAAGUUUGGCCAUUGUUAAAAGUGUACCACAAUGUAGUGGUAUGCUGUCUUAUUCUUUUUCUAUAAUCACCCCCUUUUUUUUUUUGCAUUUGUCAGGGAGAAACUGAUUUUUUCUUGAGUACUUGAAUUUAUGUUUGGUACAUGAGAAAUGUAUUAUUUGUCAUACUUUUACCAAAUGACAGGAUUCACUCUGUAGAAACUUUUACACCAUCUCCUGCAGAAAGUGGAGCAGAUUCCGAGGAGGUGGUUGGAAUAUUAGCAAUUGUUUUUUAGGCUGUUUGUAUACUGUUCUGGAUUAACCAGUGAUGAAAUCCGUAAUGUAUCUUAGUGGAUAUCCAUGUGCUAUCAUUAUGAAUAGCUGUUUGUUUAUUCAAAACUGAUUGCAACAGAAACCUGUUAUAUUGAAGACUGCUUCAGCAAAUUCAGUUUGUCCACAACAGCUUUAACAAAACAGCAUUUAUACUGAAUAAUGAAAAUGGAUCAGACAUGUAUUCUAACCAUUUUUGUAUGGUAGAUGUCAAGUCCCACUCACCCUAAUUUAAGGGCCUGUUCACUCUAUACCGCCUUCCUUAUUAUAACCAAGUCUGCGGUCACUGUAUGUUGUAGUAAUAAAAUCACAAAUGCAGUGGCCACAAAUUUAGAGCAACUGUGGCAUCAUACACUUACGUUUUACAUAAAAAGUGUAUUGCUGAAUAUCUAGUUGAAUAAGUAUGUGAACAUGUGACUGCAAAAAUUGGGCCAAAAGAUUAGCUACAGAAGUUCUGCUUGCCAUGAGUAUCUCAAUUAUAGUAGUUCUCUCGUACUAAUUUUCAUCCCCAUUUCAGAUUUCCACUGUGCUUAUUACAUGUGCAAAGGACAUAAACCAGUUUGAAGCCCCUGUAAAGUUUAGACACUGUGACUGAAUUCUAGUUUGUCCUGUUUUGGGGAGAUAGUACCCUUUAUCAAUGGCUUAUAUAGUGUCGCUGUUGAAUAUUCCAUGAGAUGGGCAGUUCAUGUAGGUGUUAAAGGCUCCAUGGCACUUAAAUGAACUAUAUCUAAGUCACACAUGAAAUUUCCUUUACUCUUAUUUAUUUGCUAUAAAUGCCACCCUGGGUCAUGACUGAAAAUAAUCAUUUGGAUAUUAGGUCCAUUUGUGCAAUGGCAAGUUGCCAGACUGUUGCACUGGUGACCUGUAUUAAAUUUGUAGAAUUAUGGUUGGCAGAAGGAGUGUGUAGGGAGCUCCCCCAGGCAGGAAGCAAAGCGUGAGUGCAUACAGUUUCCAUAUAGCAGCAGCACAGCUUUAGCUGUAUCUAUAGGAUAGCACUUUGCACAGGUAAUCUGCACUACACAACAGUGCUUGCUGGAUUUGGGGACACUAAUUUUAGCGUAGAAAAUUCCUUUUCUUUCUCUAAUGUAAUAACUUAUAUGGCUGCCUUGCCACUUGGCUGUUACCCUGCCACUAUGAAGAACACAUCUGGCACAAUUAUUGCUGCUGUUUCUCAGCUUUGUGGUCCUUUGUUUGAUUCAUAUUGAUGCCUUGAUGGGACUUGAAUAGUCUUCCCAUGUUUAUGAUGAUUUUUUCCUAGUUACUCUGUCUCUGUUUUGCCUUGAUAUCUUAAGACUUACUACUUAAGUUAACUAUCCAUGUCUGCUUUUAGGUAUGAACUUUUUGUGGCCCUUUGGCCUGAGUCUUUCUAUAAAUGAACCUUUUGGCUCAGAAGGAGUGAGUUGAUUAAAAAGAAAAAUAGAAUAAUGUAAACAAGAAAUAAGACAAGGAGACUGCAGCAAUAUAUGGGAGAAAAAAAAAACUAAUAAGCUGAGCAAGAAAGGGUCAGUGACCUGUUCAGCUUAGUGGUCAUCAGUUCAGAGUAUUAAUAAAUAAUCAAAGAAAAGA